UCCAAAUGGCUUCUUCACAUCCUUCCAUUGCUAGGCUUGUAGCUAUUUUUCUCUUCUUGGGUGGACUGGUGGCCCACUCACAUGGAGGUGGCAUUGCAAUCUACUGGGGCCAGAACGGGAAUGAGGGCACUCUUGCCGAGACAUGCGGCACUGGCAACUACGACUUCGUGAACUUAGCUUUCCUUAGCACCUUUGGCAAUGGCCAGACCCCACAGAUCAAUCUAGCAGGCCACUGCGACCCGUACUCCAACGGUUGCACAGGACUGAGUGACGACAUCCGGACUUGCCAAGAUCAAGGGGUGAAGGUGAUUCUCUCUAUCGGAGGAGGGGCUGGGAGCUACUCCCUAGCAUCAGCAGACGAUGCACGGCAAGUGGCUGAGUAUCUGUGGGACAAUUACCUAGGUGGGCAAUCCUCAUCACGCCCGUUGGGUGAUGCGGUUCUCGACGGCAUUGAUUUUGACAUCGAGGGCGGGACCACCGAGCACUGGGAUGACCUCGCCAGAGAUCUUUCUUCUUAUAGUUCUAGAGGAAAGAAAGUCUACCUAACAGCGGCCCCACAGUGCCCAUUCCCUGAUGCAUGGGUGGGUGGGGCAUUGGAAACAGGCUUGUUUGAUUAUGUAUGGGUCCAGUUCUACAACAACCCUCCUUGCCAGUACACUUCGGGCGAAGUCGGGAAUCUGGACGAUGCUUGGAAGCAAUGGACUUCGUCGAUCAAGGCAACCAAAAUUUUCUUGGGAUUGCCAGCGGCUCCAGAGGCAGCUGGGAGUGGUUUCAUCCCUACUGGGGAUCUGACCUCCAAAGUGCUUCCUUUAUUGAAGGACUCUAGCAAGUAUGGUGGGGUGAUGUUGUGGUCAAAGUACUAUGAUGAUCAGACCGGAUAUAGCUCAGCUAUCAAACAUGAUGUAUAAUCUCUCUGUGUCAGCGUUUUGGGUGGGGCCUCUGGUGAUAGGAUCAUGACCCAAGUGCUUUUGGCGGUGGGUCCAUGACCACUGUUCAGGUCCACCGUCUAAAAUGCGUGUGUAUGUUUGUGCAUGUUGUG
Molecule: messenger RNA, 1039 nt
Organism: Magnolia sinica
Lineage: Eukaryota; Viridiplantae; Streptophyta; Magnoliopsida; Magnoliales; Magnoliaceae
Product: acidic endochitinase-like
Exons: 1
Coding region: 6-908 (300 amino acids)
Biological process (GO): carbohydrate metabolic process
Cellular component (GO): extracellular region
Molecular function (GO): chitinase activity
Source: RefSeq, a predicted model, not a curated record